Saccostrea echinata is the source of this 877-nucleotide messenger RNA. RefSeq lists its product as uncharacterized. Bases 117 to 512 code for a protein of 131 amino acids. The record is from RefSeq and is a predicted model, not a curated record. The transcript has 3 exons. Lineage: Eukaryota; Metazoa; Mollusca; Bivalvia; Ostreida; Ostreidae.
AUUUUGCAGACCGAUAUAAGUAGCAUCUUUAGCAUGUUAAGAAGUUAAUAAAUACUUUGGAUGUUGUGCAAGUUCCCGUUUCAUAUUAGCUGCAUUUUGUUCUCUGGACAUUAGUAAUGUCUGAUUAUGACUACUAUGAUGACGACGGUGAAACCGUCAUUUAUUACGUACCUUCGAUCGUUGCGUUUGUAGUUUUAUUUGCGUCAAUGAUAGGGCUCAUUUGUUACAUAAAAUGGAAGAAAAAGAAAGGAAUGAAUAUUCAACCGGUUGGGCAAACAGGCACAAAUUUCAACAGAAGAACACAAGGCCAUCAUGGUCAGUUUGGUGUAUGCCAUGAUGGUCAGCCCAGAUAUUGGCAAACUGGAAAUAGACAGUCCGGGAAUAAUCUAAACGGAUUUGUGCCUUCAUCUGGUCUCGGACAAUCACAAACAGGAUUAAAUCAGUACAAUCAAUAUGGACCACAGCUUGGCGGUAACUUUACCUACCAGCCUCCGCCAUCUUCUGGAUAUUAGUUCAUCAAAAGUAUUUCUAUACAUAGUGAUGCAUAUUAAAAUUACAAUGAACAUCUAAAAUUUGGGAAGAAAACUAUUUUUGGUGUUUUUUUUUAUGUCUUUGAGACUGGAUGCCAAUAUGCAACUGUUACUAUAUUCAUCCUCUCUGUCCUAUUUGGCAUGUGACACUUGAAUAGUCAUGAUUGAAUUACUGAUUAAGUACAAAAAGGUCAUUUACUUUCUCAAUGAUUUGUAAAUCAGUUGUUGAUUACACAUUGUUAACCUUAAUAUAUAUAUAUAGAUACCCGAAGAAAAAAAAAUGUGUGUAAUUUUUAAUUUUUUACCCUGCAACUACCUAUUGUAUUGACCUAAUAAAGGUAACCUAA